AAUGGAUGACGAGCUUGAACCUGGAAUGAAUGAUGUUAUAGUUAGCCACUACAACCACUCAGGCAAGUGGGGAAGACCAAAAAGCACUGGUAUGUGUAAGACGGCCUUCCUGAUGUGCAUCUGUGCUCUGAUCGUGAUUGAGAACAUUACUGUUCUUCUGGCACUAUGGCGCAACAAGCGCUUCCACAGCCGCAUGUACUUUCUCAUCGGCAAUCUGGCACUUUCUGACUUGUUAGCUGGAGUGGCAUAUGUGGUCAACAUCUUCACCUCCGGCCGUAAUACUUUUUUCCUCAGCCCUGGCCAGUGGCUGCUGCGAGAGGGGAGUAUGUUUGUGGCACUUAGCGCUUCGACUUUUAGCUUGCUUGCUAUUGGGAUUGAGCGCCACAUGACGAUGGUUCGUUUGCGGCCUUGUGAGACCGCAGGAAGGGGAAGGUUACUAGCUCUCCUGGGAGCCUGCUGGGCAGUUUCAGUUCUCUUGAGUGCCUUGCCAAGCCUCGGUUGGAACUGUUUGGACCGAGUCCACACCUGCUCCACUGUCCUACCACUGUACGACAAAAGCUACAUAGCUUUCUGCAUCAGUGUCUUCACAGCCCUCCUAGCAGCAAUUGUAGUCCUCUAUGUGCGCAUCUACCAACUUGUGACAUCUAGUGGGCGAAGAGUAAGUUCUCGUCCAUCAGAUCGGUCGCUCGCUCUUCUGCGCACAGUAGUGAUAGUACUAGGGGUUUUUGUGGCAUGCUGGGCUCCUCUUUUUUCACUACUGCUGCUUGAUGUGGGAUGCAGUCCAGAGCAGUGCCCGAUUCUCUACAAGGUGGACUGGUUCAUCGCUCUGGCUGUGCUCAACUCUGCUCUCAACCCACUGAUCUACACGUUUUCCAGCAGAGAAAUGCGAACUGCUUUCCUCCGUGUGCUGUGCUGUUGUCAAACCUCACUGGACUCUAUGCCAACAGUGGCAGGGACGGCACUUCCGGGAAUAGUCAUACAUACCGCAGAGAACAGCAAAUCUAGCAUGGCUGGAGCAGGUAGUGGUGCAGCCAAGUCAUCAUUAAUGCAAAGUAAAGUUCCCACUCCGUCAAACUCCCACCAUCAGGAUCCUUCACAAACGGCUGUCACACACUCCUCAGGCCCAGGUAACCUGCUAUCUGCGGUGCUGGUUAAAGCUGGGGCUCUUCCCGCUUUGGGGAAGUUCUGA
Danio rerio (zebrafish) is the source of this 1189-nucleotide messenger RNA. RefSeq names its product sphingosine-1-phosphate receptor 3a (gene s1pr3a). Lineage: Eukaryota; Metazoa; Chordata; Actinopteri; Cypriniformes; Danionidae. Gene Ontology annotation, biological process: sphingosine-1-phosphate receptor signaling pathway; G protein-coupled receptor signaling pathway; signal transduction. Gene Ontology annotation, cellular component: plasma membrane; membrane. The record is from RefSeq and is marked provisional. Gene Ontology annotation, molecular function: G protein-coupled receptor activity; sphingosine-1-phosphate receptor activity.